Carassius auratus (goldfish) is the source of this 1222-nucleotide messenger RNA. Its product is annotated as arf-GAP with Rho-GAP domain, ANK repeat and PH domain-containing protein 1-like. The coding region runs from base 53 to 859 and encodes 268 amino acids. The record is from RefSeq and is a predicted model, not a curated record. The transcript is spliced from 9 exons. Gene Ontology annotation, biological process: signal transduction; positive regulation of GTPase activity; regulation of cell shape. Gene Ontology annotation, cellular component: cytoplasm. Gene Ontology annotation, molecular function: GTPase activator activity; phosphatidylinositol-3,4,5-trisphosphate binding. NCBI's taxonomy places the organism in Eukaryota, Metazoa, Chordata, Actinopteri, Cypriniformes, Cyprinidae.
AAAUAUUAAUUAAGAAUACUGAUCAAAUGCUGUUGAUAAACUGUUGAUAAAAAUGAUGACUGAGAUGAAGCUUCUGUUGCAGGUCUCAGAGUCUGACCUUCAGAGGCAGCUUAACAUGAUAUCGGACAUCCUGAAGAAACACAACUCCCAGACACCCUUGAGUCGAGCUCUAUCCAGCAACAAUUGUGCUGUUUACCUGGAGAACAAAGAUGAGGUGACAGAGGUGCUUGUUCAGAUUACAGUGGAUAUGACGGUAGUGAAGUUGGUUUCUGUGGUUUUGGAGCAGGCCAGAAUUCAGCAGGCCUGUGAAGAGUUCUGGAGCUGCUAUGAAGUUUUAGCGAAAGAGGCCAUGGAGAGGACUUUGCAUUACCAGGUAAGAGUGCUGCCAGUGUAUUUCUCACUUAGUAGUUUCUCUCACCUGCUGAUCAAGAGGAAUCAUUAUAUCGUCAGCAUCAAGAGGUACCUGGAGAAUAUAGGGAAUCUGUGUAAAAGUAGACCCUUGCAUGUUUGUGAGGUUAAAAAUGAAAGUAGCAAAAGCUUCCACAGUCGUCACUGUGAGCUUUCUGGCACCUCCUUCAGACUUCACAAGGAACUGCAGGGUUCUCGGUGUGAGAGGGAAUAUCCUGUCAAAGAGCUCAAGCUCUAUCAUGGUUGCCGGAGCAAACUGCAUCCACCCACACCAUGGGGACUAACACUGGUUCAUGACAAGCAGCAGUGGUAUCUCUGCUGCAAGAAUGAGGAUGAGUUGACUGAAUGGACAGCCACAUUUUACAGCAUCCAGUAUGAUGGUGACAUCUGGCCCUCCUGGAGAAAUAACCUCAAAGCAGCUGAUGGGUUGGAUAGCAGCAAUUUCUUCUGAGGGAAGAAACUAAAAAGAAAAAAAUAUAAAAAGUGACUUGAAAGUGUUUUCAAACAGACUGUGCCAAGCUCAGAUUAUGAAUUAUUACUAGCAGCACACUGACCUCUUGCAUUAUGUGAAAUGUCACAAUGAAUUUCCUCUUUAAUUCUUGUAUCUUUGGCAUCAAUUGCUCUUAAUUAUACCCUUGUUUUGUCCAUUAUUCUGAAUGUUAUUUACUGUAUGCUGAGUUAAAUGCAUAGUGUUAUAUACAAAAGAUUGUGUUCCAAAGAUAAAUGAGCCUUGAGGGUUUGACAUGAGGGUGAUCACUGUUUUCUUAAGAUGCAGAAUCGUUUUGAUGGUACAGUCUCUUCCGUUUUGAAAACA